Messenger RNA from Pomacea canaliculata, 1395 nucleotides. RefSeq names its product OTU domain-containing protein 6B-like. NCBI's taxonomy places the organism in Eukaryota, Metazoa, Mollusca, Gastropoda, Architaenioglossa, Ampullariidae. The coding region runs from base 48 to 965 and encodes 305 amino acids. The record is from RefSeq and is a predicted model, not a curated record. Gene Ontology annotation, molecular function: cysteine-type deubiquitinase activity. The transcript has 10 exons. Gene Ontology annotation, biological process: protein deubiquitination.
CGCAUAGCCGUCUAUUUAGUGUUUGGCACCGCCACGGUACAAGAGGCAUGGCUGACAAAGAAGAAGUAAUUCAGCGACACAAGCUAGAAAAGAAAGAAUUAUUAGCUGAGUGCCAACGGCUAAAGCAUGGUGUGCCUAAAGGAGACAAAAAACGUAAAAAGGAGAUAGGAGAAAAGAUUGCUCAAAUGGAAGCAGAACUCGAUGCAAAACACCAGCAAGAGUUGCUGGCCUUAAAUGCCAAUGCUACAAAUACCACUGAGACCUCGGUGGAGGAAGUAACAGAUGCUUUUCUAACCCUGGAUGCUAGUGAGUUAGAAAUCAAAGAUGAGGUGGAGAUGGUCAAGCAGCAAAAGAAACCAAGCAAAGCACAAAAACGCAGGGAGAAGAAAAGCAUGCAGCAACGAGAGAGAGAGGAGCGGGUUAAAGAGGCGGAACUGACAAACCUGCAGGGCCCUCGUCAUCAAGAGAUGCUGACAUUGUCCACUAUGCUAGCUCAACGAGGCCUCCAGGUGCACCAGAUAGCCUCUGAUGGCAACUGUUUAUACAAUGCUGUUUGCCACCAGUUACUCCAAAGGGGUAUAGAAGAGAGUAAUGAAACCUUGAGGAACAAGACAGCACUGCUGAUGAGGACAAAAAAAGAAGAGUUCAUGCCAUUCUUAACCAAUGCAAAAACAGGAAAUCCCUUUACACCAGAAGAAUUUGAUCGUUACUGUGAUGACAUUUCUGGCUCACCUGCCUGGGGUGGUCACCUAGAGCUUCGUGCAUUAUCUGAAGCGCUAGAGAUUCCCUUGGAAGUUAUGCAGGCUGAAGGAACUACUAUUCAGCUGGGGGAAGAGUACAAAGAUGCUCCCAUCAUCCUUGUGUAUCAGCGCCACACAUACAGCCUUGGGGAACACUAUAACUCUGUUGUGGCGCUGACUCCAGUGGAAGGGGAGGAGGAAGAGGUCGCACAGGUGGUGAGGUGACAAGAUGCACAGAUUGACAAAGACAGCUGACCACCCCAUGGCUCAUCACUUCGAUAGUCCACCUCCACCCAGCUAGUCACUCAGAUAGCAUAUGGACUUCUGCUCACCUUAUCACUCAGAAGAUAGCAUGGAGACCUCCACAGAUUUUGUAAUAUGGACAGGAAGUAGUAGAAAUCUCAAUAAGGCUGAGCUUUCCAUGUUAAGUGUUAGAGACAAAUGUUAUUCACAGCAUGCUACUGUCACAACAUGCUUGCUCCCUCCUCUUUUUUUAAGGUAGCUAUUCUAAUGCAUCCUGUUUUCAUUCUUGUAUCACUUCUCUACUUCCAGCACCAGCUUUCAGGGUCAAGACUUUUUUUUUUUUUUUUAAGAUAAAGUAAUGUCCCAUUUUCAGCAACCAGGAUGUUUUACAAAGAAAUCUUGACAUCAAAUA